AUGAAGAGGAGAAAAAAAACCGCGCCACAAAACAACACGCACAAGAGUGCGCUACCCGGAGACUCAACGAACAAGACGAGCGACUGGACCUACGUCCCCCGUGCCAUUCCUACGGGCGAGAGCAAGCCCCACGUUGGGCGCCAGCUGUGGGUCGGGCCUUACCGCUACUGCCUCACCGCCAUCGAUCGGUACACUCGAUGGCCUGGAGUAUUGCCGCUCGAAAGGUUUACCGCAGAAGACGUCGCCUCGGCCUUUUUCACCGGCUGGAUUUCCCGCUUCGGCACUCCUCAUCGCGUCACAACCGAUCAAGGACGGCAGUUCGAGUCCCAACUCUUCAGGCUCCUCGGGCUUUCCACUGGGUUCGAGCGCUCGCAGACCACCAGCUACCACCCCUGCGCCAACGGGAUGAUUGAGCGGUUUCACCGACAGCUCAAGGCAGCCAUCACGUGCCACCCUAACUCAACUUGGCUCGAGGCUCUCCUGGCCGUCGCUCUUCGUCUGCGCGCCACUUUAAAACCAGACAUCCAGACAACGCCUGCAGAACUGGUUUACGGGGAGCCGCCUCGCCUACCUGGGAAACUUCUCUCCGCUGCAACUUCGGACAUCACCAGCUCGGACGCGACAGACUUUGUCGCCCGCCUGCGUCGCACAAUGGCCUCACUGCGCCCGCCACCAGCAGCACGUCACACGAAGCAGACCCCGUUCGUGUUUAAGGACUUGUCAACGUGCUCGCAUGCCUUUCUCCGCGACGACAGUGUACGUGCGCCGUUUCAACCACCUUACUCCGGACCCUAUAAUGUCAUCCGCCUUGACAACAAGACAUUCACCCUUCAAAUCAGCGGGAGGGAUGUUCGCGUCUCCGUCGACCGACUGAAGCCAUGA
Molecule: messenger RNA, 882 nt
Organism: Rhipicephalus sanguineus (brown dog tick)
Lineage: Eukaryota; Metazoa; Arthropoda; Arachnida; Ixodida; Ixodidae
Exons: 2
Coding region: 1-882 (293 amino acids)
Biological process (GO): DNA integration
Molecular function (GO): nucleic acid binding
Source: RefSeq, a predicted model, not a curated record